AUGCAGCAACGCAUAAGUGCAAAGAAUAUCAACGAUCAGGACGGCAUAUCUCAGUUUCUGCUACCACCUUGUAUCAAAGGGUUUAAUAUGAGACACAAGAAGUGGUAUAAGAUUUCAGCCGAUGGUACAUCGGAUGUUAAAUGGAACCGAGAAGCGUUUCAAAGCCUUGUCAUUGAACGAAAAUCAAAAGACUUGAUUCAAGCUUUAGUUACUAGUCAACUCGAGGCUGAGAAAGCGACUGAUCUGAUUUCUGGCAAAACCGGCAAGACCCUCACUGCUGAGGGUGUGGCUGAAAUCACCGAGAAGCCGCUGUACCGCGUUACCUGUGGUGACGUAGAGUAA
Messenger RNA from Penicillium daleae, 342 nucleotides. RefSeq lists its product as uncharacterized. Bases 1 to 342 code for a protein of 113 amino acids. The transcript has 2 exons. NCBI's taxonomy places the organism in Eukaryota, Fungi, Ascomycota, Eurotiomycetes, Eurotiales, Aspergillaceae. The record is from RefSeq and is a predicted model, not a curated record.